AUGCCUUCCAAGGAUCAUGACGCAGACGUCGACGCUGCUGCCCCUGACACCCCGCGCGACAAACACCAUCACCGUUCCAAAUCCGAUCGCAAAUCAGACAAGGACCGCGAACACCGCCACCAUCGCUCUUCGAGGCGUCACCGCAAGAGGGACAAGGACAGAGAUGGCGACGAGUCCAAGCGUCCAUCCGUCUCGACGAGCGAUUUGACAGCCGACUUAUCCAAGAUGUCCAUGGACAGGCAGCGCAUAUCGCUGCCCUAUCCCUCCUUCAGCAAGGCGCACAGCAAGGAGGCUGUCCUCAGCCGGGACGACGUUUCCAAGAGACCGUCGAAUCCCCCAACCCCAGAGCCGACCGACUGCGGCCGGGACGAGAAACGAUCCAAGUCCGCCGAGCUACCCCGCAAGUCUUCCGCUUCCAAGAAAUCAAGCCGACCGCCUACACCCCCAGAGACGGAUGUCUCGGCGGAGAAGAAACGGGCAGAGCAACAGGCGAGGGGCGACGACGAGCCAAAGUCUACGACCGAGGGACUAUCCAGAUCUGCCUCCCGCAACGAUGACAGGUCCAAAGUCAGUCGCAAGUCCGGGUCCUCGAGCCAGGCAACAUAUGUCAAGUCGCCAAAACACAAAUCGCACGAGAAGCUGCGCCCCUCGAGCUCCACCAGAUCUAGUUCGUCUCGACACUCGACCAAGCGACCAGGUUCGAUGCGCAGCUCCAAGCGGCAAGACCCGGUCGACGACGAGUCUUCGCCCUCGAGUGUGCAGGACUCUUCCCCCAAGACGCCCACGCCCACGACACACUCCCAUCCUCAUCUCUAUGGCGGCGAUAAGAACGCGCCGCCUGGGACACAAGGCGCCGAGUCAAGCUUCCCCUCCAAGACUGCGACUCCGGCCCCUGCUGCUCCGCCUCCGCCCCCGCCUCCUCCGCCCGAAGUGGACGUCCAAGACAUGCCCCGAGUCGACUAUUUGCUGCAGAACGGCGGCUUGCCUUGCCCAGUGCCCAAACGUUUUCUGUCGGCUUUGCCGCCGCCCAACGGCACCCGCCCGUCGAACCCUGCCCUGGCCGGUGCCGAGACGCUGUUUGCCCCCUUUUUCAACAUCUUGGACCAGUAUUCGGCUGUGCUAUCCAAGCACGGAUCAAUUGCCGUGGCGACAGGCCACCGAUCAGUGGCACGGCGGCUGCUCGACAGGCUCGAGAAUAUCUUUUCGCGAGACUUGCCUUCGGGCCUGACCUGGGGUGACGUUCUUGAAUGGGUCAGCGGCCGUAUUGAGCUGCCCAUGUGGCCGCCGUUUGAUCUUGCCGAGAUUGGGACAAAGGCGGCUGAGAUUUCUGCCGAGGAGCCUCCACGGCCGGCAUCCCCCGUCAAGUUGGACCCUGAUAUCGCCGAGGAGUUCAGGGACCAUUAUUUGCGUCAGUCCAAGAAGGUGAGGUCGGCCGUGGACAAGUGGCUCAACCAAACGGGAGAGACGCCCGUGCCGCCUCCCCAGGAUGUGGACGACGAGACGCUGGCAUUUGCGGUUCUCACCAAUUUGGAGCCCGGGGAACGGCCAUACUUCAACGCUCUUUUGUCUGGAUCCCGAGACUUGAAGCCAUCCACACGCGCCCCGACGCCGGGAUCGGGGUAUCGGCCACGCAACGACUUCAUCAUCAAGUGUGGCCUUUCUCUUCAACGGCUUUACCGGCUGUCGCAAGUCCCGCGUGAUGCCGAGUGUGCCACGUAUCUCGUCAAGAACCCCGAGACUCACGACCUGCUCGUGACCAUCUCCAACAUUAAUGGUUCUGAGUGGGAGAUUCUCACAUCGGGACGCUUUGACGGAUUCUUGUGGUCGGGAGCGGAUGCGGAUGAUUUCAACUCAGGUGUCGACUCGAGGGCGAUGGGCUCGCGGCAGACGACUCCAUUCUCGCCCUACUCUCGGGGUGCCACGCCUGCAUCCUUCAUCAGCCUUGCUUCGUCGGGCGUGCUUGGCGGCAGGCAUCCAGUGUCGAAUGACGAGGAAAUGGAAAUGGCGGCUGCCGCCGAGAUUGAAAGAGAAAUUUAUGCCGGCAUGGAGACGCUCGAGGAUGCCUUUGAGAAACUGCAUCACAAAGCCGAGAUGGUGCGGACGGCCCUCCGGCAGCGCGGAGCAGGGCUCAUGCAAAACUUUCAAAACCGCCGGCGAAUCGACGUACUCCCGACUCCCGGUUCUGCGAACUCCCAGAACGCUGCCUAUGAACGGCCAGCCUGGGCAGCCGGAAGCGACGGCGACGGCGGAAGCGAUGAUGACUGGACCUUGGACGAUGUGGAUAUCAUGCCAGAUGACUCGGCGAGCAACAUCAGCAGCUCCAGGCACAGACGCCCCAAGAGACGAACGGAACGCCGCACACCAGCGCCCAUCGAAGAGGACGAGGACGAGGAUCGCUGA
This is a messenger RNA of Hirsutella rhossiliensis, 2400 nucleotides long. Its product is annotated as 5-Methylcytosine G/T mismatch-specific DNA glycosylase. The coding region runs from base 1 to 2400 and encodes 799 amino acids. Gene Ontology annotation, cellular component: nucleus. The record is from RefSeq and is a predicted model, not a curated record. The transcript has 4 exons. Lineage: Eukaryota; Fungi; Ascomycota; Sordariomycetes; Hypocreales; Ophiocordycipitaceae. Gene Ontology annotation, molecular function: DNA binding.